Symbiodinium natans is the source of this 1023-nucleotide messenger RNA. NCBI's taxonomy places the organism in Eukaryota, Dinophyceae, Suessiales, Symbiodiniaceae. The record is from the annotation of a GenBank genome assembly.
AUGUCCUUCGUCCUGACCAUCGCUCUGGCCGCCGCCGCCGCGGCCGCCGAGACCAAGCCUGCUGGCCAGUUCUGCUACUACUUUGAUGGCACCCACGCUCAUCACGCUGAGCUGACCUUCUUGGGCCACUCCUUCGAUUACAAGGCCGAGGGCUCUGGCGCUCAGUACUUGUGCGGUGGUAUCACCUACGCCAUUCACAACGGGGAGAUCACCGUCGAGAACGCUCAGGGCUGCUGGUCCAAGGGCGAGCAUCAGACCAUCUUCUGGGAUGCUCGUGAUGAGUCUAUCAAGGUCAUCACGACUGACAGCAACGGCAAGACUGAGUUUGAGUACACCAAGGAGGCGUGCAAGAAGGACAAGGUCACUGUCGCCGAGGCCAAACCUUCCGGCGAGUUCUGCUAUGUUGGUAGCACGGCCACUCGCCAUGCGGAGUUGACCUUCUCUGAAAACGCCUUCAAGUAUCACGCUGCCCAGGGCGAUUCGCAGUAUACCUGUGGUGACAUCACCUACGCCAUUCACAACGGGGAGAUCACCGUCGAGAACGCUCAGGGCUGCUGGUCCAAGGGCGAGCGUCAGACCAUCUUCUGGGACGCUCGUGAUGAGUCUAUCAAGGUCAUCACGACUGACAGCAACGGCAAGACUGAGUUUGAGUACACCAAGGAGGCGUGCAAGAAGGACAAGGUCACUGUCGCCGAGGCCAAACCUGCCGGCGAGUUCUGCUAUGUUGGUAGCACGGCCAAUCGCCAUGCAGAGUUGACCUUCUCUGAAAACGCCUUCAAGUAUCACGCUGCCCAGGGCGAUUCGCAGUAUACCUGUGGUGACAUCACCUACGCCAUUCGCAACGGGGAGAUCACCGUCGAGAACGCUCAGGGCUGCUGGUCCAAGGGCGAGCGUCAGACCAUCUUCUGGGACGCUCGUGAUGAGUCUAUCAAGGUCAUCACGACUGACAGCAACGGCAAGACUGAGUUUGAGUACACCAAGGAGGCGUGCAAGAAGGACAAGGAGACCAGCAUCGACAUCUAG